Messenger RNA from Pteronotus mesoamericanus, 818 nucleotides. RefSeq names its product TNF receptor superfamily member 13B (gene TNFRSF13B). The record is from RefSeq and is a predicted model, not a curated record. Gene Ontology annotation, biological process: negative regulation of B cell proliferation; B cell homeostasis; hematopoietic progenitor cell differentiation. The transcript has 4 exons. Gene Ontology annotation, molecular function: protein binding. Gene Ontology annotation, cellular component: plasma membrane. NCBI's taxonomy places the organism in Eukaryota, Metazoa, Chordata, Mammalia, Chiroptera, Mormoopidae. The coding region runs from base 21 to 818 and encodes 265 amino acids.
GGCCUGCGCCUGCGGUCGCCAUGGAUCCGUGCCCCGAUGAGCAAUACUGGGACAGCCUGCUCAGCGUCUGCGUCUCCUGCAAGCCCCUCUGCAGCCACCGGAUUCCACGUGCCUGUGUGGCCUUCUGCAGGUCAGUCAGUUGCCGCAAGGAGCAAGGCAGGUACUAUGACCAGCUCCUGAGGGAGUGCAUCAGCUGCGCCUCCAUCUGCGGACGUCACCCUAAGCAAUGCACAUACUUUUGUGAGAACAAGUUCAGGAGCCACGUGACCCUCCAGGCAGAGCUCAGAAGACAGAAGACCGGGAAAGCUGAAACCAAACCAGACAGCUUGGGAAGGUACCAGGGAUCAGCGCACAGAGGCUUAGAGGCGGGUCCAGCAGCCCCCGGGCUGAAGCUGAGCGCCGACCAGCUGGCCCUGGUCUACAGCAGCCUGGGGCUCUGCCUGGGCGCCGUCAUCUGCUGCCUCCUGCUGGCCGUGGCCUGCGUCCUCAGGAGGAGGGGCGGCCAGCCCUCCCGCCCGAGCCCCGCGGGGCUGUGUCGGACCUGGGCCAAGUCCUCCGCAGGUCACAGGACGGAAGCUGGGAGCACAGCGCACGGGCUGCAGGAAGGUGUGCAGACCUGCGGCUUCUGCCUGCCCAAGUGCGGGGCGCCCACCCAGGAGAGCACCGCCCAGCCCGGCGCCCCCAGCCCCGCGGACGCUGGGAGGUGCGGGGACCCCCACCCCACAGUAGCUGGAAAGGCCUGCACCGUGUCCUUGUCCCUGGAGGGCACCUUGGGGGCUAUGUGUUGGCCUGCCCAGGAAGGGGGCCAGGCUGCCUGA